UUAAUACUCUGGUCACCCGGAUGAUGUUUUUUUUUAUGAUGACACAUUGAUGAAAGUCCAGCUUUCUAAAUUGCAAACAGAAAAAGUAAACCAGUGGUGAUGGAUCCAUUAGGAGUGCCAGUUGACAUAGUUGAAAUAAACUCUUUGAAACGUUGGAGCAAAAUCACACCAAGAGAUCUACCUGAUGCUAGCAAUUUUGGAAAUCAAGAGAAGAUUCAUCAGAUCAGUCCAUUUCCUUAUAGUGAAUACAUCAACAAGAAAGUUGUUUUAUGGGCAGGAGAUUUAUCUUGUCUUCGUGCUCAAGCAAUUGUAAACUCGACAAAUGAGACAUUGAAUGACAAAAACCCACUAAGUGAGCGCAUAUUACGUCGAGCUGGUCUGCAACUUAAAUAUGAACUCCAUACAAACAUAAAAGGAUGUAGGACAGGUGAAGCCAAGCUGACCAAAGGAUAUAAUCUUCCUGCUCAAUACAUAAUGCAUACAGUUGGUCCUAAGUACAAUGUCAAGUACCAAACUGCUGCUGAGAGUGCAUUGUUUUCAUGUUACUUCAAAAUUUUACAACUUGUAAGGGAACACUCACUGACAUCAUUAGGACUUUGUGUUAUCAACUCUAUUAGAAGAGGCUAUCCCCCACAUGAAGGUGCACAUAUUGCAUUAAGAACUGUACGGAGGUUUAUAGAAAAGUUUGGGGAAGAUAUUGAAGUGGUUGUAUUUGCUGUUGAUGAUGUGGAUGUGGGAAUAUAUGAGCUCUUGAUGCCUCUCUACUAUCCACGUUCGAAGAUAGAAGAGGAAUAUGCAAUGUAUUAUCUUCCCCCAGAUGUGGGUGGUAUAAAUGGAGAACCUUUUCUUCCUGAGAGACAAAUUCGUAUUGUUGAUAAGCCAUUCCAUGAUGAGGAAGACUUAGAACAAAGUGUUGAUUUAGCAAAGCAACUAGAGUCAUCAGUCAAUGUUGGAAAAACAUCUUUUGCAAAAAUGCAUGGAGAUGUUGAUAAGAAAAGAACCAGCUCUCAGAAAAUUAGUGUCAAUCCUGAUACUCUAAUAACGGAAGUACAAAGAAAGAACAAAUAUGAGAGGUUGAUCCGUCGGUCCAGGAUAGAGGACCUCAGAUCAAUAGAAAACCUUCGGUGUCUGUAUCACUGUGGAGAAGACAGGUUUGGUCGUCCAGUGAUAGUCUUUAUUGGUCAUCGUUUAAGAUUGUCAGAAGUAAAUAUUGACAAAGCAAUAUUAUAUUUGAUCCAUACAAUGGACCAAGUCGUAAGACGGGACUACAUAGUUGUUUACUUCCACUCACUAACGACUAAAGAAAAUCACCUUCCCCUUUCAUUUCUGAAAGAUGUAUAUAGCCUCCUAGACUUCACAUACAAAAAGAAUCUCCGUUCUUUUUAUAUUGUCCACCCUACCUUUUGGAGCAGAGUGAUGACUUGGUGGUUUACAACAUUUACAGCUUCCACAAUCAAAGACAAAAUUCAAUCACUAGGUGGCAUUGAAUAUUUAUAUUAUCUCAUCCCACCUGAACAGUUAGACAUCCCUGAAGAUAUCCUUGAAUAUGACAAUAAGAUCAAUGGAGUCCGAUAUUGCACACGACCAGCAACAGAUGCUGCUGCUGCAUUAUAGAAUGUAUCCUAAUUGGAAAACUGUUGUAUAACUAUUUCUAGAACUGUGAACCUACUUGAGAAAGACUAUUGAAAGUUGUCCUACCAUUUUGUAAAGAAAUUGUGUGAAAAUGAUCUGUAAAAAAAUUAAUCCAACCACAUUACAAGCUUUCUAAAGUGCUCUUGUGUGUGUAUGUGUAGGGGGGGGAGGCAUGUAAUUUUUAAAAGUAACCAGAUAAAAAACAUUAAAGUUCAUGUAACUUACUUGCUCGAUGAUUUGAGUUUUGGAUAUUUGUGAAACAUUAUGAUGUUUUGGAAAAUUAUUAAUCACAGGUGAAAUAUUUGUCACGUUGAUUUUAGUGUCUGCUUAGGAUGUUAAACAUUUCCAUAAAUUCUGUGAAGUCAGAAUAAGAAAACUCUUAUUUCAACUUGUGCAAGAAAUCUUGAAUUUAAAAGUAAUUUUAGUGCAAAAAAUUUUUGUUUGACAUAAGUGAAAUUUAAUUUUAAUGUAUAUAACAUUUGCAGAGCAGGACACUGAAACUUUCAGCUUGUCUUGUACAGUUUGUCACAGUAAUUGAACUUAGUUUGUUUUAUAAAUGUUUGUCUUGCCUUUUUUUUUCCUCAUUCCCUAACCAUCUUUUCAUAGACUGUAUAUGCUUAUGAUGUUAAGUGCAGUUCAUCUAAUACUUUUUUUCUACCAAGAUAAGUCAGAUCGUCUCAUUUAAAAAAAGUGUAUUGAUUAAAAACUGUUUAAAAGUUACCUAUAGUAACCUUGUUAAACACAUCAAUUAUAAGUUUAUGUUAUUGGUAUAUUCCAAGUAUGUUAUUUGUGAUGUUGCUGUUAGAUUCAUUUUCUGAAAGUUUUGUAUGUUCUGUUGCAUUGUUAAAUGCAAGUUCUAAAUCUUUUAUUUCAAGGCAGAUCUUACCAGUUGAGCUACUGAAGAUAUAACUGCACUAGUUUUGUAUGAAUUAAUCUAAUUUUCAUUAAUAAUUUCAAAUCUUUAGUAUAAUAAUGAUUUGAGAGAUCUCAAAAUAAAUGUUUACUAUUGCCAAAUAUGUGCAUGUUUUCUUUAUUGCCAGCACACCUAAAUCAGAAAGGAUAAGAAGGUUUGCUGUCACCUGUUGUUUGAGACAGUAACUUUUUAGCAAUACACAAACAUGUUACAGCUUUGUUAAACUUGAAACAAGAGAAAAACAACAAAGUAAAACUUAAUAAAGGUACAAACAGCACAGGGAAACUUCACCUUUAAUAAUUAGUUUUACAGUAUGGGUAAUUUUAUGUCUUCUAACACCUUUUGGUUGGUAUUAUUAAUUAAGAUAGUAAAAUACAAAAAGAUGUUUCUUUCAGAUUGGUUUAGGUAUUAAGCUGGAAAUUCCCAAACACCAGUGAGCCCUUCCUCAACUUAUAGACUGUUGUUGCCUUAGCUAUACAAUAAACCUUUAUUGUAGCAGAAACAUUUUUUGGGAUCUUAUAUAUUAACAUUAAAUACAACCAAUAAUGAAUGUUAUGGUUACCUUAAAUGUGUGUGCUCACUGGUUUAGCUUUCUUGCAGUUUCUUUACAAUAGUAAUCCUAAACCCAAUAUACCCUUAAAACUUGAUGUAUAGGAAUUUGGUUGCCAUGUAAAUGUACACAGACUAUUCCCAAAAAGAUUGAUAGAAUCUUCAAUUAGGUUUGAUUGAUAUGGUCAUCUUCAAAAACAUAUUUAUUAUCUUUUUUGUAUGAUACCAGGAGAUAUGUCAAGUUUCAUGACAGUGACUUUCUGGUUUAGAGGUUUUUCUCUUAUGGUCAUAGUCUUCAUCCUGUGAAAUAUCAAAUGAGAACAUUUCUCCAGAUUAGUUUAGGUUUUGCUUUUAGAACUCUUUGUAGUCCUUAAAGACACGUUGUGCAUAUUUUCCACUUUGAUGGAAAACAUUGAAGGGUCCUUUUUUCAAAGUGUUGUGUUCUUUAUUUCUACAUUACUUAACACACUCACAUUACAAAUACUGUUCAAAAAGAGCUAUGAAAUAUAACCCUUAGCACAGAGUACCCAAGCACUUUCAAAUGCUUGUACAUUUGUUAUGAAUUCAGAAUGUAAUUGUAUAAAAUGUUGUCCAUUGUGGAAUAGCCUACAUCUGCAGCAAUGUGUCACUAAUUAACAUAAACAAGUUAUUCUUAUUAAGUGUAAUUAAACCUCUAUAUGUAAACACAAUACAGAUAAAAACAAUGCUAGAUCUUCUUUGUUAUAAGUUGGUAUGUUAACCCUGAAUACAUGAUUCUUAGAACUUUAUGAGUAUAACUGCAUGCUAUAAUAAUGUAAUGAAUGAAAGGUUUAGAAAAUGAUCUGCAUUGUCAGGUAAACCUGUAACAAGCUUCAAGUGUGUGUGUGUAUAUAUAUAUACACACAGUAUGCUACAUAUGAAUAUAUAAGAAUAACUUACUCAAAAACAACUUAUUUUAAAAUAAGAACAUGGGAUGAUUAAUUUUGUUUUUCCUUUUUGUAUUGAUAAUGUCUAAUAGUGUUGAUUAAACUUCUGUGAACUUGCACUGGCUCAUUUGUUUCAUUAUGAGGUCUUGAAAUAACUGAUAAAUAUACUAUCAAAGAUACUUUGUGAUUACAUUGUAUGUAAAAUUAAUUAAAUCCAAAUAUGUAUUAAACAUUUUCCUACAA
Limulus polyphemus (Atlantic horseshoe crab) is the source of this 4242-nucleotide messenger RNA. Its product is annotated as protein GDAP2 homolog. Bases 100 to 1614 code for a protein of 504 amino acids. Lineage: Eukaryota; Metazoa; Arthropoda; Merostomata; Xiphosura; Limulidae. The record is from RefSeq and is a predicted model, not a curated record. The transcript has 11 exons.